GGCCGCAAGUCAGGAGAGACCCCCCAGGCUCUUACCGCAACCCGCGGGGCAGCCCCCCGCGACAAGGCGCGGCCCAACGCGUCAGAUUUUACGACGAAACGUAGCAGGGCACGCCAUGCCACGCCUGCGCUCGCAAACGCGGGUUACGGGCAUGGGCAUCCCCCUGCCGCCGGACCUGGUGGGUCGAUGCCUCGAGUCCUUGCCAUUUGAGGACGUGCACACCGAUGUAAAACAAGUCUCCAAAGAGGUACGACUGGCGGCGCGCCGAAGCCUGACGCGCGGGCGCUGGCGACCCGUGAAGCUCUUUUGCGAGCAAGGGCUGGCGGCGCUUUCGGGCGACACACCACCGUCAUCCGACCAGACGAAGGCCAUGCUCCGAAGCGCGUGGGCAACGGAACCGAGCGUCGUCCUCCUCGAGAUCGCAAGCUGGCCUGCCAUGCGUCCCGCUGAAGGCGAGUUACAUGCGAACUACCUCGACGCCACGAUCCGCUUCCUCGACGUCGUCGAGCCGUCCUUAGAUGGCAUUGGUCGAGUCAUCGCGGCGUUCGGCCCCGAAACGGUGCGAUCCGGCCUGCGGUGUUGGAGAGGGUGGAGCAAUCCGCCGCAUAUCUUUGCCGGGAAAAUCUGGAUAGAAGGCCUUCUCUGCCAAUGGUUUUGGCGAGCUGCUCGAAAUGAUGGCGAGAGCGCACCCGAGGUGCUUUUCAAGAUCCAGCCGGACCUCGGGCUUCACGCGUGGAAAGACCCGAGAGGGAUCGCCAGCGUACUUAUCAAAUGGGGUUUGACCCUGAACGGAGUGGUUAUUACGCGAGAUAAUCCUGCUAGCAUUGAACUUCGUGACCGCAUCCGAGCGGAAUGGCAGGACAGCAGCGAGACUCAGGUCCUGUUGCAGGUCUUCGACGAGGCGCCAGUUUGGCGGGAGGACUAUUACGACUCCUUCAUCCUAGAGUUCUAAAUAAGACUUUGGCUAUAGGC
Messenger RNA from Pelagomonas calceolata, 972 nucleotides. NCBI's taxonomy places the organism in Eukaryota, Pelagophyceae, Pelagomonadales, Pelagomonadaceae. The record is from the annotation of a GenBank genome assembly.